This is a messenger RNA of Cavia porcellus (domestic guinea pig), 3278 nucleotides long. It is a transcript of the gene Ncmap, whose product is annotated as non-compact myelin associated protein. The coding region runs from base 760 to 1068 and encodes 102 amino acids. The transcript is spliced from 4 exons. Lineage: Eukaryota; Metazoa; Chordata; Mammalia; Rodentia; Caviidae. Gene Ontology annotation, cellular component: paranode region of axon; Schmidt-Lanterman incisure; plasma membrane. Gene Ontology annotation, biological process: regulation of myelination; peripheral nervous system myelin formation. Gene Ontology annotation, molecular function: structural constituent of myelin sheath. The record is from RefSeq and is a predicted model, not a curated record.
UGGAGCUUGGCCAGAGACAGAGACUCAGAGAGAGGUCAAGGGCAGGGACCAGGCGGGCAGGAGUCAGGGCCAGGCGCCCAGGGCAAGGGCUCUGGCUCUGGGCACUGCACCCCAGUCCGUGUGGGUUACCUCCUUGCUGUGCUCCCCUGGGCCUGUGCACUUCUUGGGAGGGUUUGUGGAAAAAGAGUUGUGACUUCAGACAGACCCCAGGCUGAAUCGCAGAACGCUUAUUGCGUCAGCCUUGUGAACUUAGGGGGUCUCUGCGCUCCUCUGGGCCUCAGGUCCCCUCUCUGCAGAAUCUUCCCAUUGACUGGAUAGGACUGAGGGUUAAAUGUGGUCACUCACGAGAAUCACUGAGUGCGUGCUGUUUUGCUGUUGCUGCUGUUGUUGUUAAAUAAACCUGUCCCUGUGAAAGCAGACCUCGCCCUGCCUAAUCCUUGUUUCCUGGGGGGACCCCCCCCCCCGCUGCACCUCACUGGCAGGCACUGGGGCCCACACAUGACAACUCCCACAUCUUUGGCUUCGGUGUUCCACCACCCUCCCUCCCACCUUCGCUGAUGGCAGGAACAGAGAUGUCAUUGACAGCCUGCAGCCUGGCGAGAUCUGCCCUGGGGUUGCUCACUCUUCUAGAAAGAGGAGAAACAGGGUCCACCCAAGAGGGAGUCCACACCUGGAACUCAGCACAGGGAGGUCAUCCCUGAAGGCCCUGCGGAGGAGCCUGUGUCCUGUGACCUUAGGAGGCAGCGUUACCGGGUCGAGAUGACCACUCCCACCACUUUGGGGGAUUCCACCUUCUUCUCGUUGAACAUGACCACGAGGGAAGAAGAUUUCCUCUAUAAGAGUGCUGGAGCCAUCAUCGCCGCCAUCGUGGUGGUGAUCAUCAUCAUCUUCACCGUGGUUCUGAUCCUGCUGAAGAUGUACAACAGGAAAAUGAGGAUGCGGCGGGAGCUGGAGCCCAAAGGCCCUAAGCCAGUUGCUCCUUCUGCCAUGGACCCAAACAGCAACAGCAGCCAGCAGCCUGCAACGGUGACCUUCAGCCCUGUUGACCUCCACUCGGAGGCUCGGUGACCCCAUGCUGCCACCAUCUCUGCCACUGUCCAAAGAGCUUUCUCCAGGGUGCACACCCGGAAGCACACUUCUCCGGCAGCUUUACCACGAGUUCCUUGCGGUCAGGCCGACAGAGCAUCUUUCAUACAGUCCCCGCUUCUUCCUUAACUGCGUCCUGCCCUCGCUCACCCUGACCGUGUCCACAGCCCCGCUGCCACCCUGUCAAAAAGCUGUGGAUGUUAUUUUGUCAUCAGAUGAGACAGAGCUCUGCUGAAACCCACCAAAGUGGAUCUGGCUGACUCCUGACAUGUGCGAUAGCUAACAGACAGACAAGCUUGCAGGAAGACAGACAGACAGCCCUGACUCUUUUGAUCAGGAGUUGGGUCAGGGAAUGCUGCCAAGAGUGUCGCCCAGGGUCUACCACUGGCCUCAUCUCAGAUGAGUGCCAAAUCCAUUGCUUUGCAGAGUGAAAUGCUCAACCCCAUCAUCAGAUGCUGGGGAACUAACUUGGACUAACCAGAAAGCCAACUUGUUUAUAUGUAACCUCUUCCACUAUUAGAUAACCCCUGGGUGAUCAGUGAUUGGUUAAUGUAUUUCUCUCCCUUGAAGAAAAGUUACAAGAAAAAUGGACUAUUUUUUCACCCAGAGGUUUAUGCUUCAUUAGUAGAGUCAGUAGAAGGCAGGACGACCUUGAGACACCAUGGCCUCUAGGAUCAAAGCUUGUUGCCUUGACCAAUCCUGGUAGCCGGUCAGGGAUCCUUCAGGAGGAGGGUGGACCCCAGCUCAGUCUCAUUUCUUAGCUCCCCAAGAAGCUCUUAUGGUCUUGUUAACCCCUUACCUCCCAGGACCCGUAGUUGGACACUGAUUACACUGCACCUCUGUCCUUCCUGGGCACUGGGAAGAGACUCUAGACACAUCUGAAGCAGCCCAUUCCCGGACCAUUUCUCUGUAGAGAGCUAGGCUGGAGAGCGAUCUCCAGAAAAGGGGAAGCUUUGGCGCUAAGGAAAUUUGCCCUACUUCCUGAUGGGUGGCUUUGGGAAAGUGACUCCGCCUUUCCAUGUUUGGUUUCCUGACCAUGAAGUAGAAAUGGCAGCACUUGCCUCUCUGGGUUAGUGUGAGUCAAAGCAGCUUAAAUACAGUGCCUGGUGCCAAGGAGAUGCCCGCUAAACAGCACCCAACAUUACACAAAGGCCCUGGGUUCAAUGCCUAACACUUAAAAAAAAUCAAAUGGAACGAAACUCCCUGGACUAGCUCUGGAGAAAUACCAGUAAACUCUCCCUUCUUCCUUCUCCUCCAUCUUCUCUUCCAUCUCUUACGUCUGUGCUUAAAUUUCCUGUAAGUACCAGGCACUCUCCAAGUCACAUCAGUUAUCUCACAGGAUUUAAUUUUCCCAAUAGCCCUGGGAGGUAUUAUUUCCCAUUCACAGGUGUGAAUUUUCAGAUCAAAAAAUAUGCACUCUCCCCGAGUCACACAAGCAGCUGGUAAGUUGCAAAGCCAGGACAACACCAGGCUUCUUUGAAGCCAGAGUCUAUCUUUCCAUCGUAUCACUGUUCCCUGCCAUCCUGGGCUUCAAAUGCACAGAUUCCUUUGUGAGCUGAACAGAACAACAGGCUUGUCCAUGAUUUGUGAGGUGCUCAGAGACCUGGUUUCCAAACUGAAAGGAGAUGAAGCCAUUUUGGCGAUAUCCUUUGGGUUUCCAUGAUCGGAGCCAAAGCAGCCAUUUCUCAACCCCCUGGGGCUUGAUUCCUGCUUCACCUACUGCUAAAGACUCAAGGAGGAAAGGUUUAGAAACCAAGACAAUUUUGUUUCUUUGAGAGCUGAACUCGGCUCCCGCCAAUGUAUACGAUUUCUGGGUUUUUUUUUUUUUUUCUUUUUUCUAAAAUUAUCUGGAAUGUUCCAGACUUUUCUGCCCAUAGUGAAAGCUUCCUAGAAGCAAACAAAGGGGUAUUUGUGUCUCAUUUUUUAUUAAAGAAGGUAGCUCAAUAAACAUACCCUGGAAGGGCUCUUUUAUGAAAGAAAGCUGAGGUGCUACUAAACACGUGCAGACAGGUCCCUGCGCCCCGGGAGCCGGCAGCCGGGCUCCAGGCAGGGGUUAUAUAACACAGCUAUGCAUUUUGUUUGUGACCAGGUGACUUUCUUAACUGAGUGGACGCUCCUUCAUUUGGGCACUGAAUCGAUGAAGGGUAUUAAACACAAAAAAAUGUUUAAAAAUAAAAGAAGUUUAAAUCAAA